Molecule: messenger RNA, 3291 nt
Organism: Gymnodraco acuticeps
Lineage: Eukaryota; Metazoa; Chordata; Actinopteri; Perciformes; Bathydraconidae
Gene: sp6
Product: Sp6 transcription factor
Exons: 2
Coding region: 358-1278 (306 amino acids)
Biological process (GO): regulation of transcription by RNA polymerase II
Molecular function (GO): RNA polymerase II cis-regulatory region sequence-specific DNA binding; DNA-binding transcription factor activity, RNA polymerase II-specific
Source: RefSeq, a predicted model, not a curated record
GCCUGGAGGCACUGAAGACGCACAGCCUAUCAUGAAGUUUCUCACUACUCACCAUACUGCUUACCUGUGCGCCAAAACGAUCAUACUGCCUCACUUUGACCGUCAGCGAUGGAGAUAAUCAGAUGAAAUAUGAUGAGGAUAUUAUUCUGUGCACGUUUGUCGACGACGGGAAGAAGAAGAAGCAGAGCUGAGACCACGAGCUGCAUUUAUUCAGAAUAACUCAGCAGCUCCAGCACUAACAGGUUUUUGGACACAUCUCAACAUGUGCUAAUCUUCUAAGCAUUACCCAAAAUAUAGUGAACAAGAUUUUGAGCCGCCAACCUCAUCAACAGUCUAGCACCUUGCCCAGCUUCCCUCAUGGCCCACCCUUACGAGCCUUGGUUGCGGACAGCACCCCCAAGUGGCAGCUCAGAAGACAUGAACAUCCCCUCCUGGUGGGAACUCCACAGGGACGUCCAAACAGGGAGCUGGAUUGACCUGCAGACGGGGCAGAAUGUCGGCUUGCCUUCGGUAAAUCCUGGGAGCUCCAUGGGGUUGCAGCACUCUUUAGGGCCCUACGGAUCCGACCCACACCUGUGCAACCUGCCUCCAUCUCAACUCGCUCCAGCCUCGCACUCAUCCCAUCUCUUCUCUCAGGAUGGCUUCAAGAUGGAGCCAAUGGCCCCUGAAAUGCUUCAACAAGAAGCGUACUCCCUGGAGGAACCGCAGGAGAACGCUGUCUCCGCCCGGCCCAAGCCUCAGCGCCGCUCCUCCUCCAGAGGCGGGGGCCAGACUGCGUGUCGCUGCCCUAACUGUGUGCAUGCUGAACAGCUGGGCCAGAGCACGGAUGACAGCAGGAGGAAGCACAUGCACAACUGCCACAUCCCCGGCUGCGGCAAAGCCUACGCCAAGACCUCACAUCUGAAGGCUCACCUGCGAUGGCACAGUGGGGACCGGCCCUUCGUCUGCAACUGGCUCUUCUGCGGCAAGAGAUUCACACGCUCUGAUGAACUGCAGCGCCACCUUCAGACGCACACUGGUGCUAAGAAGUUCAGCUGCGCAUUAUGCCCCAGAGUGUUCAUGCGCAAUGACCACCUGGCCAAACACAUGCGCACACACGAGUCCCCGCCAGGACACGGGGAGGAGAGGGUGAAUGGAGACGGGAGGAUGGAUAAAGGCUUCGAGACACCCACCCCUCCUCAGUCUUCCUCAAACGUGUCCGACAACACAGCGCCACCACUGAAGCUGAAAUGUGAGACGGACCCCUCAGUCUCCAGCGUGACAGGGCAGUCUGGGUAAUUUUAUCACUUUCUGAGGCAUUUUUUGCAGUUAAGGGUUAACAUUUUGUUCCCUCUUUAUCAUAGAGUUGUCUUGGUUUUACAAUAGAAUAGAAAGUAGAAAAAAAGUUUGGACAAACUUUCACUGAUGGAAGUCUGAUGGGACAGAAAGUGUUUCUUCUGUAUCUAUCAACUAGGCAAACUCUGAUAGUAUAAAUGUUUUAGCACACAGAAAAACUGUAAUUUAUUCAUAGUAUAAUUGACUGAUUCUGUGGAUUCAAGUGAAAGGUGGCUAAGGAGGCGAUCAAGCUGAAGCUGCAGCUUGUUGCUGGACUUCUGUUGCUGCUAGAGCUUCUGCUACCGGUAGACCAAAGAUUAACUGAAGGUAGCAACUUGUUUACAAAGAAAUGAAUCAAAUGUAUUGCUGGAGGUGUUGGAGAAAUGUUUGUCUCCAAUACAGUUUAAUACACUAAUGUCAAAGGCAGCAUGCUUUUGAACGGAGAAAAGAGACCGUUUUCUGUAUAAGUCUCAGAUGGUGUGUGUAUCCUUCUGCGCAAGUUGUGAUAAGCCACUGGAACAUAAUACAGCAUGUCGUUUUUAAACAGUCAUUGGAUGGUGAAAGUUCAUGCGACAGAACUGUGUGUGGAUGUUGUAAGUGAUUAAAUGGUACUUUUACUAAAGUACAACAGACAAUAAUGCUGUACUAUGGCAGCAUGCUAUAAUGUUGGUGAAUAUAUAAUAUAAUAUAAAAAUGGGAAUUGAAUGCACUACAAAGGCGUAUUUACCAAAAAUUUGUGUUUCUGUUGCCACUUCUGGCAUAACACUUAAUGAUGAGAAUGUGAACACUGGUCCAGGUUACCAGAUGAGAACAACAAGAUGUGACAAUGAUAUAAAAAAAGAAAAAAUUGUAAAGGAGUCAGAGCCACUGAAAGAGCUUAGCGUCAUGAUCACAAAAAAUGGACGUGGAGAGAAAAUGCUGCCUGAUUAAAGAAAUCCUUUGGUACAUGCUGAUGACAGCGAUCAUAUUUGGCAUCAACUGGACUCCACAGGGCGGUAUGUCAACACUAAGCAGGGUAGUUUACCACAGUGCCCUCUGCAGGCACAAGAUUUAAAGCUGCACCAAACAAUGUUUUUAUAUAACCAAUAGAUUCAAUGACUUUCCCAUAGAAAAACAUUGUUCCCAUUCUACUAAAUUACAUUGUCAUUUUUCUUUUGUGUAUAUGUCCCUGGUCACAUUUGUUUUAAACGGGCAAAUCCAAAGAAACACAGGUCUUUCACCGAGGUAUUGUUCGGUUUUCCAUCUCCAAACUAUACUGUAUUCUCACAGCUCUCAUCCACGUCAACGUCUUUAAACGGUAAAAAUAUGUCAAUUUUGCAUCUACAGUUUUUUCUGCUGCCCUCAAGUGGCCACAAAAAGAUACUGCUUCACAGGUCACAAAGGGUGUAACAGAAAAUCCCAAAAUAAUUUACCGUGAAUUCAUGCCUCAAGAGGUUCAGACAUCGUGGAAGGUGGCAGAAGGAUUUCCUACUGAUCCAGGUGUACCUCAUUAUGUGGGUUGAUACAUUUCUUCAAAAUACCAUCAGCUCGAUACCUAUUUGCAUGUCGGAUCAAGCUAUAGUCGCAAUUAUCGACAAACAGUCUGUAAAGGGCUUAUCUCUCAACACAUUAGAUUAAGAUCUCUUCGUGUGUCUGGAGUUUUUCUAUGUUCCACAACUCAUUUAACAAACCAUUUUUGUAACAACACCCAUUGGAUUCUGGAUAAGCAUGCAGAAAAAGGUUGCUAGCAAUCUAGCUAAUGAAACAAAAUGCAAGAAAAUAACAGGCAGAAUAAUUUGUUAAGGUUAACUUUCAUAAUCUAUGAAUUGAUCACUAGUUGUGUAGCGGGCAGUGUGAGCAGCACUAUUAGGAUGUAUGUAACCCAUCACAGUCAUUAGGCUGAGAUGUCUUUAUAUUAGGGGCUUGCAUUAUUGGAGGCUCAAUAUUGCUGUAUUUAUGUAUAGAAUAUAAUAAAUGGAAGACCAUGUUUAAACAUUA